Molecule: messenger RNA, 2143 nt
Organism: Stomoxys calcitrans (stable fly)
Lineage: Eukaryota; Metazoa; Arthropoda; Insecta; Diptera; Muscidae
Gene: dcma
Exons: 6
Coding region: 616-1293 (225 amino acids)
Biological process (GO): G protein-coupled receptor signaling pathway
Cellular component (GO): neuron projection
Source: RefSeq, a predicted model, not a curated record
CGUUCCACUACAUUUGAACGGAAUACGCUAGACGCCAAAGCGAGUGCAAUAAGCAGAAGUAAAAAGCAGAUAAUAUAAUUGUCAACAAAGGAUAAAAAGGAAAGUUUGCAGAGGAAGAAAGCCAAGAGCCAAAAAAAAAAAUCAAAACAUUUCGGUCAAUCUCGUGAAGGGGAAAGUUCAGUGAAAGUGAAUGGAAGUUUUGUUUACACGGCAAAUAAAGUGCCCGCAAGAAGAAAAAAAUAAAUUUAAUAAUAAAAUUGAGUUGCCUGCGAUAAAUAGAAAAUUUGGUCAAAUAAAGAGUUUGCUUACAAUUUCAAAGCUCAAAAUCAAUCAUACAUGGUGGAUGAUUAGAAUUUAUUCAAAUUCUAAGAAUUAAACAACAACCACAAAAUUCAUCUACAAAGUCUUACAGAAACUAAAAGCCAAAUAUUUCUUUUUUUCGAUUUAGGUGCAACAAAGUGAUUCCUCGCGCUUACUUGGCUUUUGAGUGUCCUUGUUUGUGCGUGGGUGAGUGAGUGAGUGUGUGUGUGUACUCGCGCAUUUGAGUUGUCAUUGUUGCUGUGAUUGAAGAGAUUUCCAUUUCAAUUAAAUCAAAAAUUCAGCACGUCUACAAAUAUGUUGACAACACAUCAUUUGCCACAUCUGCAUCAUCGAGGCAGUACGGCAGUGGAAUUGGAAAAAAUCACAAAUUUAAAUACGCUGAUUGUUGAAAUAAAUAGCCAUGUGGCUUUAUUUCGUGAUCUCCUAAUCCAUGUGGGCCAAUCCAAAGACUGUCCAGAGUUACGUGAAAAAAUUCGCAAAUUACGAAGAACCUGCGUCGAAGCCUUCAAACGUACGGAACAGAUUUUAAUGCCACAAGUAAAAAAUGCAACUGCCGAUGGCGUUCUUGCUGACAAUCCACAUCUAGUGCUGUUAUUCUACAUGGCUCAAUUGUUUUUACGUGAAUUAGUGAAGAGCUAUCGUCUUAUACAAGUGGUGCCAAUGGACAUGUCAGGCUAUUAUGAAAAUCGUGCUGGACCAUCAAAUCUUGGCAAUGUCAUCAGUCAAAUAUUGCUGUGCAAACAAAUAACACCGGAUUUCAAUCAGGAGGAAUUAUGCAGCAUUACCAAGGAUUCGCAGGAUAUCGCAAUGUUGUUGUCCGAAAUGCAAGAGUUCAUGCCACAACAUGAAACAUAUCUUGAACGCCAUACAGCUUUGGACACCAAUGGACCUUGGACAAACAAAGGACGCCACAAUUAUAUUUGCAAAAAUAUGAGUUUACUUUGUUGCGUCUCGCGUCCCAAUUAUCUUUGAAAAUAAUUUGCCAGGAGAGGCCAGAAACGACAUCAUCAACAUCAUCAUUACCAAUAGCAACCAACAUUCAUACACAAACAGAAGUUAAACUGAAGAGAAAAAAAACAUAAGCAAACAUAAGGAAAACCUUUGAAUAACUAUGAAUAGUUACUUGUAUAUCUUUUGUGUUAAAUGGUUAAUUUGGAGUUUUGAGAUGAAAAAACGAAAACACAAUGAAAAUAAUCAAAAGAUUUUUUUAACAUUUUAAGGGGAAAAAAUGCACCAAUUAGAAGUUUAAAUAAAUAACUCAGUAAUAAGGAAGAAUAAAGAAAGAAAUGUUAACAUACACAUCAAUUAUCUUAGAGAUUUAGGUUAGGAUUAAUAACAAACACACACUCAUAAAUGGAAGCACCUACAAUUAAACUAAGAUUCAUCUCAAAUCAAGAUUCGGUUUAAUCAAUCAAUAGACGAGUUGAAUCAAAUCGUAAAAUAUUUUUGAAAGUUUCAGAAUCCUUGUUACAUUUGUGAAUCAUUUUAAACUACUUAUGUAUUAAAUGCAAUAUAUGAACUUAAUCUGAUAGCAGCUCAAGAAAUUGUACCAAAAGAUUGGGGUUUACAGAGCUUUAUUCUUUACCUUUUUUAAUGUGCCGCAUGGUUUAGAUUUAAGCUCUCUUAUACAGCUAAGUCAGAAGGAAGGGAAUUUGUGAUCAAGCGUCGCACUGUGAAACAAGCCAACAGGAAAUAAGUUUGCUAUUUGUGAACGCAUUCAGAUUCAUCCUUUUGAAAUUGGGCUAAAGCUGAGUUGGCAAGUAAAUCUGGCCAAAUCUGUCCUACUAUACAAAGGAGUUUGUAAGGUUAGAAUUAAAUUGAA